ACACACACACACACACACACACACACACACACGAGCACCAACCCUCCUGACGCGGCCAUUGUGUUCAAGGGCAAAAGGGCCGCUGCAUUUGCAAAUGGGCAGAGGAAGUUCGAAAGCCGCCAUAUUUGCCCAGCGGCAGAAAUGGCGCCUGAGUGCCGUCAAUGGCAACUGAAGCCAGGCCGUCGCCAUGUUUUCUGAAGGCAUCUUCCGGUUUCCUUCACCCGAGUCGAGUCUCUGUACGAGCGGCUGUGGAGUGAACUAUGGAGCCUCCCUAGUCUCCACCGGAGUCCUGCAGUCCUCACACCGCCCGCUUUGUCCUGCUCCCGGCGGGGCCGAUCGUGACUAGGGGGCGUGGCAAGGGCGUGGUUUCCCGGGGAAGCCGAGGGAAGCCAGAGGCUGGGGCGGCCAAGCCGCUGCCCCGGCAGGAACUCCGAUGGCGCCACCCCCGGCCCCGCUGCUGGUGCCGAUGCCCGGGGAGAUCUGGCCUGGUUUCAGGAAGCCUGAGCUCGUGAGCUUCGCGGACGUGGCCGUGUACUUCUCCCCGCAGGAGUGGGGGUGUUUGCGGCCCGCGCAGAGAGCCCUGUACCGGGAGGUGAUGCGCGAGACCUACGGUCUCCUGGGCGCGCUCGGGUUCCCGGGCCCCAAACCAGCCCUCAUCUCUUGGAUGGAACAGGAGAGUGAGUCCUGGAGCCCCGCCGCCCAGGAUCCUGAGGAGGGGAAAAGCCUGGGAGGAACUCCGAGAGGAGAUACUUCAAAUGAGAAGGAGCAGGGCCCCAAGGAAGGAACCGAGAGACUGGCAGAGACUCUUCCUGCUCAGUUGCAAUCUAAAGAGGUGGUUGAACAAAAGACUUAUUCUAUGGCUACCAAGUCCUCUGCAGGGGUACAGCUACCUCCCAAAGCUGCCUCAGGCCAGGCCCAGGUACCCAGCACAGAUGCGCAGGCCAGCCAGCGACGCCAUCUGUGCAUGGACUGUGGACGCCGCUUUAACUACCCUUCUUUGCUGGUCAUCCACCGGCGCAUGCACACGGGUGAGCGACCCUUCCCCUGCCCAGAGUGCGGCAUGCGCUUCAAGAGGAAGUUUGCCAUGGAAGCGCACCAAUGGAUCCACCGUUCCUGUUCCGGGGGUCGCCGUGGCCGGAGGCCUGGGAUCCGGUCUGUGCCUGGAGCCCCAGUCCGAGAUGACCGGGAUCCACCAGUGCUCUUUCGGCACUAUCCAGACAUCUUUGAGGAGUGUGGGUGAGCUGAAAAGCUGCCUGCAUCUGGAGUAGAGGAUGAACUCGGCAAUAAGAACCGAGGGAGUCAAGACUUGGGAAAUGAAAUACAGAACUUUGACUUUUCUCAAGAAUCCCUUGUAAGAUUGUGAAAAGUGCCUGUAAAGACUCCUAUAGAUUAAACCUCACACCUGCUCCCCUCUCUGGUGUUCGCGUUUGGAAAAAAGGGAUGGGGCGGAGCGGGGCUGCGGAUGUGAUUCAGUUGGUAGAGUACUGUUUUAGUCAGGGUUCUCAAGAGGAACAGUACCAAGAGGAUGAGUGCGCACACGUACACACACACACACACACACACAGAGUAUAGGUAUAGGUAAAGGCAAAGAACAAAAGGCAAGAGGAGGAACUACUGAAACGCCUUUGUUGUGGGAUAUUACUUUAACAUUUGUUUAUGCUGCAUUUGUUUAACUAUGUGAAGAUGUGUUGGUGUUCACCUUGUCUGCUAAGGCGCCUGAUUGGUCUAAUAAAGAGCUGAAUGGCCAGUAGCUAGGCAGUAGAGGAAGAGGUGGGGCUGGCAGGCAGAGAGAAUAAAUAGUGUACCACCCAAAGCCUGGAUGCCCAGGACAUCACCAGAGGCAGUAUCUGAAGCAAAAGCAGAGUCUUUACUGCAAGUUAACUUGGGUCCCUCCAGGGGUCUGAAGCAGCGGCAGCGGCAGUGAAGGGGGGGCGGGGAUUCCAAGCCUCUGGGCUUGUGAUUGGCUGCCCCCUAGUGGGGCAAGGGGAAUUCCAGACUUCCAGGUUUGGGAUUGACUGCCCCCUAUGAUGUAAGGGGAUAUCCAGACUUGAUGGAGUUCCAAGCCUCUAGAGGCUCAGUGUUCAGUCUGGUUUCCCUGCCCAGGGAUUGAUUGGUUCUGUGUCAGGGGCAGAGAUUGCUCUGAUUCUAAACUGUGUUUCUUUCUUUUGUUCUUUUUACCUUUUUGACCCUAAGUUUGGGACCAGGGCGAAUAUCUUUGGUAUGCUCUGAAUCUAGGGGUUUAGUGCAGUUUUUUUGGGUCCUGGUUUCAGGGUUCAGGGCUUUUCUCCAGUUCUAGGUUCAGGGACAAAGUGUCUCUUCCCCCAGCUCUGGUCCCAUUUUCAGGGUGUGUUUCAUUUACUGGGUUGAGGCUUGGGCCAAGCUGUGUAGGGGCUGUGGAGCCCGGAUUUUCUGGGUCCUGGUCUCUCAUUUCCCCCUCUAGAAUUAAGUAGAUGACCCAAUCAUGGGUUCUCUCUGAGGGUCUCCGAUGGAGUAUAUUGAGACCAUGGCACCAUCAAUUGUACUGUGCUGAUCCUUCCCCUAAUGAAAACCAGUAACUUAUUGAGGUUACAGGGCCCAAAAGAAAGGAAAAGUAUUAAGAUGAGUAAUGCGGUGAUUAAAGUUGUUAAC
Messenger RNA from Chionomys nivalis (European snow vole), 2628 nucleotides. Its product is annotated as zinc finger protein 688-like. The transcript has 3 exons. Lineage: Eukaryota; Metazoa; Chordata; Mammalia; Rodentia; Cricetidae. The record is from RefSeq and is a predicted model, not a curated record. Gene Ontology annotation, biological process: regulation of DNA-templated transcription. The coding region runs from base 434 to 1240 and encodes 268 amino acids.